Molecule: messenger RNA, 3601 nt
Organism: Geodia barretti
Lineage: Eukaryota; Metazoa; Porifera; Demospongiae; Tetractinellida; Geodiidae
Source: the annotation of a GenBank genome assembly
GUGUCGCGAAGUAAACACAGUCUAGUCGUUGUUGGCUCGCUGCCAUGUUCCACUCGACGGGAUUUUUCAGCGGGAUUCUCUGCCCGUUCUACGAGCACGGUCUCUGCCAUCGACCUUACUGCCACUACCGCCACAGCCGCAGAGAACGUCCUCCCCCUAGCAAACGACCGCAGCUGAAGACAAAAUACACCAAGUAUCCUCAGCCAUCAGUGCAGUCAGCCGGUGAACCAGGAACUGAGACUGCUUCUGUUUCUGUGGAGUCUGGAGAGAGGAAAGAGGAGGGGACGAGAGAUGAAGGACAGGUGCCUGCAGUGUUCAAUUUCUACGGAGCAAGCAAUGACACCGAGACUGGAGAGACCCGAAAUGAAUCCGGGGUGGAUAUCGGGACGGACAGUAUUGCCCAGGAGGAACCCGGGGCAGAAGUGGAGCUGCCCUGCUAUGCUCCCGAGGUCUGUCUGGAGACCGUGGUAGGGAUUAGGGACACAGAGGAAUUCAGCGAGAAGGAGGUUAAAGAACUCCCUCCACCCGAAAUCGAACCGGUGACUGUUGAGUUAAUAGCUGUUCCCGUGGAAACGGAGUUGGCUCUGCCCACCAAUGAUGACAUCACAGAGGCGGACAUAUUUGGCAGUACCGAUGACGAUACGCCAGACGGUGUGGCAGAGGAAGUGGUGGAGGAAGCAGAGGAAAUGGAGGAAGAGAGGGAGGGAGGAGGAGAGGUAGAGGAGAGAGAGGCAGGGGAAGAGAAGGAGGGUGAAAGAGGGGAAGAGGAGAGAAAAGAGGGAGAAGGAGCAGAAGUGGCGAUGAAGUUCCAACAAGCCAUUGAGACUCACUCUUCGACUACAGGCCGGAAGAGACCUUCAACUUCAGCAGUAAACUACCCUUCAACGGCACAGAAGAAGAAAAGAGUUGCUCUCCCAAAUGCGGAGCUCUACAGACAGAACUCCUCAAGUGUCGUCAAACGUGCACCGACCAUCACCUCUAAUUUUGCCGCCAGUCUUGACAAGGACUCCCUCUACAUGGGACGCAAGAGGAUGGCACUCAAAUUAAAGGCUGUCACAAUUGACCAAAAGUCGCCGACUGCCACCAGACCCACUAUACCUCUCAAAGCCAACUCCAAAGUCCCGACGAAACUCCGACAGAAAUACCUCGACUCCUACAUUGACGAGAUCCUGAAGGUGAACCUUGACCCCCGGCAGGCCUACGAGAAGGCGGAAAAGGAGGAGGCGGAGUUGUUUGAGAGAUGUUCGAGUCGAAUGACUUACUGCAGCAGAGCCACUCAGACCCUCCGGAGACUCAGGAAUGAAGCUAAAGAGUUUCUACAGAAGCAUAGAGAAACAUCUGACUCCAGAGUCCAGACCCACAACGAGAGUGGGCGGGGCUCCAAUCAGACCACGCCCACCAACAGACACCCAAAGAAGAAGCCCAAAAGCGAACCAGAGAAACUGAAUUGGAACACGAGAGAACGAAACCGUCAGAUCUGGGAAGUCCGCCUCUCCUCUCCCCCACCUCCCUCACUCCUCGACUGGUGGAGAGAUGCAAGAGCGUUGAGGUGAGAGUAAAGAAGUGUGUGUCAGGUGUCUCCGAAGAUGAGAGAGCUGGCCACUACACCACUGGCCGUGCAGACAACACUGACAGCUCCAUGACCCCCAGAGCUUUCUAUUCAACCAGCAGUAAGACUUCGACUGGUUUGACUGGUUCAACUGGUUUGACUAGUUCAACUGGUUCUAGCAGAGGAACCACUGAGAAGAGUAAGAAAAUGAGGGAGAGGUGAGGAAAGGGAAGGUUGUGAAGAAAAGUGGCGAGAUAUCGUCUCCCCCUGAAAUACGUUGUCAUCUCUAGCUCUUCCAGCGAGCCACUGUCGCCACUGAGCGAGAAAGUGAGGAAGAAGAUGAAGAGAAGACCAGGGAAACCUGUUGCGAAGAAAGAUGACAUAAUACUGCCUUCCUCAAAACCAGUUUUCGUUCCUGGUCCUUCAAGAGAGCCGCUAUCACCUCAGACAAUGGAGGAAGUCGUAGCUGGAGAAGAUAUUGAAGGAAGAGUGGGGAGAGGAGGGAACGAGGGAGAUUUAGACACAGAGCUGCUGAAGAUAGAUUUGUUUGGGGAAUCAGACUCAGACUGUGUGGCUCUGUCCAGCCCCUGUUCCAGCGGGGAGGAGGAGAUCAUGAACGUAUCGUUCGAGGAUGCUCUGAGAGGGACGGAGCUUGGCCGGGGGAGGAGAGGGAAGGGGUUGGAAGGAGCGAAGAAGAUUAAAGUUGCUCAGAGCGGGAAGAGGAAAGUUGCUCCGGAGAAGAGGGAGAGGGUGGGGAGCGGAGAGAUGAAGGAGAAAGGCAGACAGAGACUGGGGAGUGGUGAGGAGAAGAGAGAAGUAAAGAGGGUGAAAGUUCCUCUAACGAGACGCAGGGAACAGCGAAGAUCAUCGUCAAAUUCGGUGGACGAACCACCAGCAAAUUUCAAGCCAGACUCUAACUUGCUGGUCAACCUAUCAGACGUGGCAGCGGCAAAGGUCAACUCUCUGACCUCAUCCCUCCUCAGUCUCCAGCAACUCAGCACCGGAUCUGCCGCCAGAGGUGGAGCGAGGUCCUCUUCUUCUUCCUCUCUCCUCAAACCUUCCUGUACCGUCUUCAAGAAGGCGGCCGUCACACUCACAGCCCCCGUAUUUUACGCGCUAAUGGAGGCCUACUUGAUGACUCAAGAGCAGCUGGUCGAGAAUGGGUAUCCCAUGGCAACCGAGAAAGUGGGCGUGGCAGCAAUCAACUGGGGAGGGGAUCCCCCUCCUAUCAUACAGCCGGUGGGCUCUAACGCGAUGCGGCACAGGUGCUGUCGAUGUGGAAAGAAUUUCAUUAUCUACGACGACGGGAAAUACCAGACGGUUGAGGAAUGUAUUCAUCACUAUGGCCGACUCUUCAAGGUCAAAGAGUACGGGGAGGGGGUAGUGUCUCAGUACAGCUGCUGUAAUGAGAGAAGAGACUCUGGUGGCUGCCAGGUCGCAAAGUUUCACGUCACGGCCGGAGCCAAACCGAGGGAGAUAUCGGGCUACGUGAUCACCUCCUCUUCCUCCACCACCAACGAGACAGUGUAUGCAGUGGACUGCGAGAUGUGCUACACGACGGCCGGACUAGAGUUGACUCGAGUCUCGGUGGUGACAUGGAGCUACAGCCAGUGUAUGAGGCAAUUGUCUUACCUCCGAGACCCAUUGUGGACUAUAACACCAGGUUUAGCGGUCUGACGGCUGAGGACUUUGCCCCAGGGCAGACUGUCACUCUGGAGGAGGUGCAGAGGAAGAUGCUGGGUCUGGUGGGAGACGAUACCAUUCUGUUGGGACAUGGUCUGGAGAGUGACCUCAGAUCUCUCAAGAUAAUCCACGUGAGAGUGGUUGACACGGCAAUAGUGUUCCCUCAUCGCAGGGGCCCCCCUCUCAAGAGGGCUCUGAGGAACCUAAUGAAGGAUCAUCUCAACAAGAUCAUACAGGACGACGUCGACGGCGGUCAUGACAGUCUGGGAGGAUGCCAGAGCAUGUAUGGAGCUGAUGCUGUGGAAGACAAGAGGAGACCUUCAGAAGACCACCAGGAGAGGUGCCUCCUGACUCCACCCAUUACUCCUC